AUGUCAUCUUCAGUUUCGUAUUCAACUAAUCAUCUUGUAUUAUAUAGUAACAUAUUAAGUAAAGACGUUACAUCCAAACAUGUGUCAUCAAAACUCACAACAGCGAAACAGUUCCAUUCUGAUUCUACAAUUCAUCAAGAGAAGAUGUCGUCAACCUUUAUAUCAGAUCAUCCGAUUAUCGAUGUUAAUACGUCUUCUACAAACUCGUUGUCUAUAAAACAAGCCGAAACAAACAAAGUAUCACUCGCGUCGUUUGCCAGUAGUUCUAUAUUGGAUGACCGUUAUGCUUCAACAUUUUCCAUGACAAAUAAUAGUCCAUAUUCAAAACACUAUUUUGCCUCUGUAAUAUUACAGUCAUCAACACACGAACUCAAAAGCAGGCCAUUAAUAGAAAGUAGCUUACAAACGAUUUUACCAAGUUCCCAAAAGUUCUCAACAAAUUCUGUUGAUAGAAUCUCAACUUUGAUCGUUUCUGUGUCAUCUCCAAAUCAUACAACUAUUUACUCAUCAUCGCUUAGAUCAACGAAAGCAGCAACACUUAAUCCUAAAAUUGGAACCACAACCUCAUUUAUUGUCCUCAGACGAACAACCACAUUUGUAUCUCCAAUAAUAUCGACAAGUGACAAAGAUCCAACAUCAGGGAGUAGAAGUGAAUCAACAUUGAAGAAUUGGAUGAAAGAUAACAUGCUAUUAGUCCUGGGUAUAUCUAUUGGUAUAGCAGUAGUUUUAGUUGUGGUAGUUAUAAUACUUAUAGUUAGAAGAAAGAAAUCCAAUAAACCUCCGGCACGACCAGAGCUUGAUCCUAGUGAUUUAUUCAGUAACAGACGAGUGACUUUAUUACUGGGACCUGACGACGAAUUAAUGCCUGAUAUGCAACCAGCAGUUACACACAGCAACCCGUUGUACAGCUCAGAGUUCGUAGAACGUCAACACUCGAAUUACACUGGAAAUAGAGAUUCACAUUUUUGUUAA
Messenger RNA from Mytilus trossulus (common blue mussel), 972 nucleotides. RefSeq lists its product as uncharacterized. Bases 1 to 972 code for a protein of 323 amino acids. The record is from RefSeq and is a predicted model, not a curated record. Lineage: Eukaryota; Metazoa; Mollusca; Bivalvia; Mytilida; Mytilidae. The transcript is spliced from 4 exons.